AUGGCCGCCAUCUAUGCCGUCUACACCUCCCCGACCCACCCACCGAUACCCAACCAUCUCCCGACCCUCAUCGUCACCCCCCACGGUCAACCCUCGAACAUCCUCUACUCGUAUCUCCACACAAACUUUAAUGCCGAGAACUACCUCUUGACGCCCUCUCCCCAAGGCGACCUCUGCGUUGCCAAGCUCUUCCCGCCGCGCCCAAACUCCAAUGUCCCAGGCAAGGCCACAGCGUCCGACCCAGGUCACUCGCACUCCUCGUCCAGCACACGGAUCGUCCGCUGCGAAGCCUCUCGCAACCUCAAAUGGUCCAUCACGAACACAGGCGUCAUCUCUCCCAUCUACAAGCUCUCUCUUCCUGCCCCAGACUCUCCAGACCUCCCCCUCUUCCAGGUCUCCAAACCGAACCCGAAUGCCGCUUUCUGGAGCAUGUUCUACUUCGCCUAUGCCGGCCACAACAUCCCACCAAAGCGCAUCGAAUUCGGAAAGAUACAGAAGAACCCGCCCGGUCCGAACGGCGGUGGCACAAGGAUCACCAUCUCUGGGAAGACGCCAGAGGAGAAGGCGGUCUGGCAGACCCUCGGUGAGGGCAACGAAGACUGUGUCGAAUGGGUCGUCCUCUGCGCAGCUCUCAAUCUCCUCGACGAUGAGAUAAUCAAAGCAGCAGAGAAGAAUCCGCCUCAGCCUGCUGCGUCCCCCAUGCCAAACGGUCCACCGAUGCCAGGCCCAUCUCCAGGAGGAGGAGGCGGUCCCCCCUCCGUGCACGGUCGUGCUCCAGUCUCCCUCCGCGACCCCGGUGCCGCCCCUCCUCCCCAACAACACCCGCCACCCCCUCAACCGCACCAGAUGCCCCCUCCCCAACAACACCGUGGCCCACCGCCACCCAACGCCGGCCGUGGUUACCCCCCACCCGGUCCAGGGGGCCCAGGGGGCCCACCACAUGGCGGUUUCGCCCCUCCUCCGCACGGCGGCGGUCGCCCUGGAAUGAUGCCCCCCGCCGGCUCGUUCCCGCCUAACCCGAACAUGCAGGGACGGGGGCCGCCGAAUGGGUACCCUCAGCCGCAACAGUUUCCUAACCCCGCGCCUGGGAGCAUGUUCAAUGCGCAUCCGGGACAACAUCCGGGGCCACACCAGGGUCAGCCGCAUCCGCAUCAGCAGCAGCAGCAGGUCCCUGUCAGACGAUUCUAA
This is a messenger RNA of Stereum hirsutum FP-91666 SS1, 1188 nucleotides long. RefSeq lists its product as uncharacterized. The record is from RefSeq and is a predicted model, not a curated record. Bases 1 to 1188 code for a protein of 395 amino acids. The transcript is spliced from 5 exons. Lineage: Eukaryota; Fungi; Basidiomycota; Agaricomycetes; Russulales; Stereaceae.